GCGCGGCGGCGGCGGUCGCGGGAGCGGCCCGGGAGCGAAAGCAGCGCGGGAGCGGCUGAGGGGCGCUGUUGCCAUGGAGACGAGCGCGCACCCCUAUUGGCCGCGCGCGCUGGCGUUGCCGGGGUUACGUGGCGGGCGCGGCGGCCCCGGCUGGCAGUGCGCAGGCGCGGUGGCGGCGGCGGCGGCGGCGCUGUUCGCGCUGGGCUGGGCCCUGGGCGGGACCGGGGGCGGAGACAAGGGCGGGGCGAAGGGCGUAGCCAAGCGAAGCCCCGCCCGCCGGCUGGUCCUGGGCUGGUUCCUGGUGUGCGCCGGCAUCCAUGGGGUCCUGGAAGGAUAUUUCAGCCUCCGGCACCGGGAGCUGCCCGCCGACACCGGGCUGCUGGCCGACGUCUGGAAGGAAUACGCCAAGGCCGACAGCCGCUACAUGACGAGCGAUGACUUCACGGUUGCCAUGGAGACGGUGACAGCCUGGGCCUGGGGUCCUCUGAGCUUCCUCACCUUCCUCGCCCUCCUGCGGCAGCACCCGGCCCGCUACAUCCUGCAGCUCGUGGUGUCCCUGGGCCAGCUGUACGGUGACAUCCUGUACUUCGCCACGGAGGCCGGGGCGGGCUGGGCUCACAGCGACCCCCACCCCCUUUAUUUCUGGGGUUACUUCGUGGGGCUCAACGGGCUCUGGGUGCUCGUGCCCGCCCUGCUGAUGCUGGAUGCCAGCCGGGAGCUGGCGCGGGCACAGCGCGGGCACGACCGGCCCCGGCACAAGGCUCACUGAGGGGGGGGCGGGGAGAGACCCCCGGGG
This is a messenger RNA of Melozone crissalis (California towhee), 796 nucleotides long. RefSeq names its product EBP cholestenol delta-isomerase (gene EBP). Gene Ontology annotation, molecular function: steroid Delta-isomerase activity; cholestenol delta-isomerase activity; C-8 sterol isomerase activity. The record is from RefSeq and is a predicted model, not a curated record. Gene Ontology annotation, biological process: cholesterol biosynthetic process. NCBI's taxonomy places the organism in Eukaryota, Metazoa, Chordata, Aves, Passeriformes, Passerellidae. Gene Ontology annotation, cellular component: endoplasmic reticulum; membrane.